This is a messenger RNA of Desarmillaria tabescens, 1304 nucleotides long. RefSeq lists its product as uncharacterized. The record is from RefSeq and is a predicted model, not a curated record. Lineage: Eukaryota; Fungi; Basidiomycota; Agaricomycetes; Agaricales; Physalacriaceae. Bases 22 to 1017 code for a protein of 331 amino acids. The transcript has 19 exons.
GCUCAAUACUUACUUACGGUUAUGGUGGAUACAUUGACGUUUGACCGCGAUGAGCAGCUGGGCUCUCUCCUCAUUAGCCUCGUGGUUUCCGCAGUGAUGUAUGGAAUCACGACUUUUCAAGUGUAUAUAUUCUUCAAGAAGGAUGACAAUAGGCCCAGGGACCCGAUGCUCAUGAAAGGAUUCGUGAUAUCUUUGUGGAUCCUUGAUACACUCCAGCAAGCCUUUGUUACCCAGGGCGUGUAUUGGUACCUGGUCAACAAUUUUAAUAACCCGUCAAAUAUCAUGGAAUCGACAUGGGGUCAUACGGCACAGAUAUUCAUAACCGCAAUCAUGAACUUGUCAUGUCAAGGCUUCCUAAUACGACGCAUAUGGUAUCUCGCACCACCGAAAAGAAAGAUGAUCGUAGCAGGCGUCGUGUGCUUCAUAAGUCUCGUAUCUCUCUGCGCUUUUAUUGCUAUGAUCUCGGUCGGAGUAAUAUUUGUCCAGGUAAACGAUAUGUCCCAGAUCACAAGACCUGGAUCGCGAAACAGCUUCUAUGUCACGCUCGGUGCAGGAAUGGGAUCUGACAUCUGUAUCGCGAUAUGUCUGUGCUACCAGCUCUCAAGGAGUAGACCAAGCAUCCCCAGAACGAAAACAGUCAUCGACAAGCUCAUUCGCUAUGCUAUCAGCACUUGUUUACUUACAAGUUUGGUCGCUACGGUAUCAUUUAUAGCUCUAGCAACACGGCCUUCCUCUAUGGUAUUUAUCGCCAUAUUCUGUCUGCUUUCAAAGUUCUACUUCAACACGCUUAUGGCUACACUGAACUCCCGUAUAGAGUUGCGGCGUCAUUUGGACGGUCCUACUGUCGUGUCGCUUGACUUGCAGUACGACAACGAAAUAGGAAUCGAUCUGAAUACAUUAUCUCACCCUUCGGGGAGGGAGGGAAAGAGGCGUCACGAUAAUGAUCUAACGAGCACUUGUGCCUCUGGUACGGAGACAGGAUUGCGGGUGAGCUAUCUGUAUUAUCCGGGUUUGUAGGCUUCUUCCUCAUGUAUUAUUCACAGUGAUAUAACUAGGCCGUCGGGAAGAAACCCGGUGAUCCCCUGGGCUGCUGCCUAUUCGGCAACAUUUGAUUAGUCCAUGUGCUCUAUCAUUUCUUUUAGAAUCCAUAAUGUAAGAAGCAAAAGCUGAACAAAGAAAGUCUGAGGAAAGAAGAUUAGUAGGUGUGGUACGAAGUUAUGGCGAUACUUCCCAAGUCUUGAGGCGGUAAAAGUUCCAUUCGCGUCUGCGGGCAACAAGCAGAUAGACUCCGAGUGGGAACUAAG